UGACGUCGGUCCGAGUUUCGGAGCGUUUAGUGGACAGAGUAACUUUAGAGUGGGAGAAUCCAGAUCCAGCCUGGAAACAUCCUGAGUGUUAAUGACACAAACGCAUCUAUAACCCAGAAGACGACGAGGACAAAUGUUGUGUCAUAUAGGAUCUCCAACCUGCAGCCUGGGACGAUGUAUCAGUUCAGCGUGAUCACAGAGUUCUCUGGACUGAAGAGUUCUGCUUACACCGAUCACACAUUAACACAAAUCGACUGCAGUGCCGUAUCCUGGAGUGUCACCAACUCAUCAAUCCAGGGAACAGUUGAAGGCUUGUUCUCCAAAGCUACGGCCUCUAAUGGAUCUGAAACUCUCAUCAGUCCCGAAGGGAAAGACGUGAAAUUUUCUGGUCUCUUUCCUGGAGCAACAUAUCAGAUUUCUCUGCAGUAUCAAACAUCGUCUCAACUUUAUCCACAGUGUAGCAUCAAGAUACCCAUCAUUCCUCCUUCUGUAGCUCCAGCCUGCAGCUACUGGGGCUCUGGCUACAGCGCUCUGGUUAAAUGGGACGAACCGGUUGGUGUGUGGACGGCAGCUGAGCUCAACAUAAACGGGAAAACUCUCACUUUUCAUCCAAAUGACAAUGAGCUCAUUGUGAACGGACUUCAACCGGCCAAAACGUAUAAAGUCUCUGUGAUUUCAAAGCUGGAAACAGAAACUGAUCCCUUAAGAUCUGAACCAUUUGUUUUUAUCUGCUCCACUGAUAACAGAGGAGUCAUUGCAGGAUCAGUGGUUGGUGUUCUGCUUUGUGUUGCUGGAGUCUGUGCGACUGCUUUUAUAGUCCUCAGGAAAUCCGACUGCAUCCGAAGAAAAAUGCCUUUCAGACUUGGAUCCAAAACAACAAAUAGAAGUGGAGAAAAUGUUUCUGCAGACAAAUUUCCAAACCACUUCCAUCAGCUGAGUUUGGAUGAAAACAGAGGCUUCAGUCAGGAAUAUGAGGCUCUCGUUUCUGUUGGCACAAGCCAGACGUGCAAGGCAGCGAUUCUACCAGAAAACAGAGAGAAGAACCGUUUUGACAUCCUGCCUUAUGACUGGUGUCGAGUUAAGCUUAAUUCAUCAUCAGCCCCCAAAGACAUGGAUUAUAUAAAUGCCAGUUACAUACCAGGCUACAGCAGCAGCAGAGAGUACAUCGCCACGCAGGGUCCUCUGCCCCACACCGUGGCUGAUUUCUGGCGGAUGAUUUGGGAACAAAGCGUGAAGAGAGUUGUUAUGGUUACCAACCACAUCGAAGCAGGAGGGAACAAAUGUGCUCAGUAUUGGCCUGAAGACAUGAAGCAGAGUCAGUAUGGAGACGUGUUGGUCUCUGUAACAUCCGAACUGAAGGAACAGAACUGGACGCUGAGGCAGUUUACCAUCAAACAGAAAAGAAGCUCAGAGCAACGAUCAGUCAGACAUUUCCACUUCACUGUGUGGCCUGAUCGCGGAGUCCCUCAGGGCACAGACGUCCUGAUCCAGUUCAGAAGGAUUGUGAGGCAGGACAUAGAGAGUGACGGAUCAGAGGCACCGACUGUGGUUCACUGCAGUGAUGGAGUGGGAAGAACGGGAACUUUCAUCGCUCUGGACUUCCUGCUGCAGCAGCUGGAGAAACAACAAGCUGUCGGCAUCAAGGACUUUUUACACAGGAUGAGGCGACAUCGAUCACACAUGGUGCAGACGGAGUCGCAGUACAUUUUUCUGCACCAGUGCAUCAUGGACCGCCUGCAGCCGGGCGCGGCGCAGGAGGAACACAUUUAUGAGAACGACGACACGAUGUACGCCAACACCAUCCAGCUGGAAGAAAUUAUUUAACACAAAACUGGUUUCAUUCCACUGGUAGAUAAUAUAGAUAAUAGUAAACCAGUUCUUUGGACAGAUUGAUAAAAAUUUUGAUGAUAUCGAUACCAAGUCGGUAUUAGUAUUGGAUAGAUAUUAAAAUGUACUCUUUGGUUUCAAAUUUUCUGUUGAAAUUUAUUUUAUUUUUGUAUUUUUUAUCUCUGCCUUAAAAGAAGAUAUUGUGAGAUACACAAAUUAGUUUAUUUUCCCGUUUAUUGUGUUGAUGUUAAAGUAUUUUGUAGAUGCCUAUCAACUUUUUCCAAAUUCUGUCUUAGCAUUUAAAAAGAAAAACUAUAAAAUAGGUCAGAAGCUUAUUAAGACAAACUUAAAUAAUAAAAAGUAUCAGUAUCAGUAUUGGUAUCAGUAUCGGUAUCGGUAUUGGUGAUUUACUUGCUAUCAGAUCGAUACCAAAACAUGUAUCAUGCACACCUCUUGUCAAGAUGUGAUUAUUU
Messenger RNA from Poeciliopsis prolifica (blackstripe livebearer), 2300 nucleotides. RefSeq names its product receptor-type tyrosine-protein phosphatase H-like. Gene Ontology annotation, molecular function: protein tyrosine phosphatase activity; protein binding. NCBI's taxonomy places the organism in Eukaryota, Metazoa, Chordata, Actinopteri, Cyprinodontiformes, Poeciliidae. The record is from RefSeq and is a predicted model, not a curated record. The transcript is spliced from 13 exons. Gene Ontology annotation, biological process: negative regulation of MAP kinase activity; protein dephosphorylation. Bases 175 to 1824 code for a protein of 549 amino acids.